Messenger RNA from Closterium sp. Naga37s-1, 1386 nucleotides. NCBI's taxonomy places the organism in Eukaryota, Viridiplantae, Streptophyta, Zygnematophyceae, Desmidiales, Closteriaceae. The record is from the annotation of a GenBank genome assembly.
AUGUCACCGCUCUUCCAUUAUUCAUUCGUCCUAUGUCUCCUCGUGCUCGUCUCGCACAACAUAUGGCACCGCCGCUCGCUCUCGUACCUCCCCAACCCCACACUCCCCUCGAUAAUACCCACCCCGUUUAAGUCACUCUUCCCGUCAGUCUCGCUCAAUGGAAUCACAUUUCUCGCCAAGGAGUGUCAGAGUAUCACCCAGCUACCCUACCAACCCGCCAACAACCCUCAAGCCCUCUUCACACCACACGGCAUGCCAACGUUCAUCUUCGCCUCAUCCCACCGCCUCCACGCAUCCGCCUUUGCAGUCGUGGGGCUGGGCGCACGGGCAGGGAGGUAUCUGUGGGGCAGCAGGGAGGAGACGUGCCUGUGGAUCUCCCUGGACGGACCCAGGGCUAUUACGGGAACGUUGGUCUAUUAUUUUCCGGAGGAUACGAAUGGACUUAAGGUGAACGGGUUACCACCUAGGGACCCCAGCAGAGUGUCACUGUACGAGACUGUGAUUAUACAGUGCACUCUGUCUGCUCCCACUCCUGCUGAUUCUGCUGGGACACUCUUUGCCACUAUACACGGCGACGAGGUGCUUAUAAGGAGGGAGAAUCUUCCGAAAAAGGUCUCCGGUUCAAAUCAUACUUCUGGUUCGGAUGGCCUUCUGGCUCUUGACCCUCCCACGCCGCUCCCCCGCUGGUUCACUGUGUGCACUCAACUCAUCAACCAACCGGUGCGGCCAGAGCGAGUGCUGGAGCAGAUUCAGCUCUUCACUUAUUACGGUGCCGACAGCUUUCUUGUAUACGACGGGGGAGGAGUGGACGAGCUUCUAAGGCAGGCGCUAAGGCCGUACGUCACUGCAGGGAUGGUCGAAAUCGUACCUCUUAUGGGCUUGUCACACCUCUCAGCACAGCUGGAUGUGCUUGUAACGAACGACUGCCUCUACCGUACGCGCUUCACCUCACGCUGGACCACCUUCGUCACAUUAGAAGAACUACCCUUUGUGUUCAAUGGCCGCCUCUCGCUGCGCAUGGCGCUGGAGGACAAUGAGGAUGCCCCGUGGCUGUCAGUGGGGUCGUACGAGUGGAGCAUCAAGCUGUGUGCUCCCCCUGCUGGUACUGCUAAUGAUUCUGCUGCUUCUGCAGCAGCUGCUGCUGUUGCAGGAGAGGAGUGGCUGGCACAGCAGAUGGUGUACCGCAUGCCCACCCCCACCUGCUCCCACGCCACCACCAACGCCUCAGCUGCAGACCACUGCCUGGGCGCCGCUGGUUACCGCCGGUUGCUCUUCAAUCCCAGGCGCGUGGACGUGCUACAGCCGCAUGCUGCUGUUAAGCCGACUGAUGACGGCGUGGAUAUUUCUGCGAGGAAGAUGAAUUACAAUCGAUACAAGGUGAGUUGA